Molecule: messenger RNA, 381 nt
Organism: Penicillium argentinense
Lineage: Eukaryota; Fungi; Ascomycota; Eurotiomycetes; Eurotiales; Aspergillaceae
Exons: 3
Coding region: 1-381 (126 amino acids)
Molecular function (GO): serine-type endopeptidase inhibitor activity
Source: RefSeq, a predicted model, not a curated record
AUGGAAUCCAUCCCGGGGACAUUCAUAAUCAAAGUCGAUUACCAGCCUGUAUCCGUCGUCAAGGAUGGAAACGAAGACAAAACCCACGCAUGUCUAGGCCCAGAUCCUGCAGUCUUCACGCUUGUCGACGGUCAUCUUGAGAGUGGAGACUGGAUUCUGGGUAGAUCUCUGGUUGAAGAUCGAAGUCUUCUCCCGAAAAGAGUUCUGUGGUUCAAUAAACAGAGCACUCGUACCGACAUGGUUCACAAGGUCUUGGCUUUUCCGGAUGGGGAUUCCUAUCGACUGGAAUUUCUUGGUGCACCUCUUAUCUCGCAUGAGGGAAAGCUCUUUGCCGAUCUGAUGAAAGAUCAACCUCAGGAUGUGCAAAUUAUAAUCCAAUAG